Molecule: messenger RNA, 1161 nt
Organism: Miscanthus lutarioriparius
Lineage: Eukaryota; Viridiplantae; Streptophyta; Magnoliopsida; Poales; Poaceae
Source: the annotation of a GenBank genome assembly
AUGGCCGGUGCCGGCGGCGGUGAAGCAGCGGGCGUCGUGGGGGGCGGCGAGUGGCCCUUCACGGCCGACGACGCGCACUACGCCGACUCCUCGGCGAUGUUCGCGGAGCUCGCCGGUUGCUGGGCCGCCGCCGGUGGGACGACGACGGAGGAGCUGAUGAUGAUGUCGAUGAUGCUGCCGCCGCUGGAUCCGCCGGAGGACCAUCGGGGCACGCAACCUCCGCCACCCUGUCUGUCGUCGGAGGAGCAGGCGGUACUGGCGGCGACGACGAUGCCGACGCCUGCCGGGUCCGCCGUGUCGUUGGAUGGCGGCGCGUCGUCGGCCAGCUCCACCGACGACGGCGCCGCCGCCGCGCAGGAGGACGACGACGACGGGGUGCUGGCGGCCGCCGCAGCCACCGAGGCAGCGAGCAAGCCGCCGGCGCCGGGGAAGACGACGAAGUCGUCGUCGGCGGGGCAGAAGCGGGCGCGGCAGCCGCGGUUCGCCUUCAUGACCAAGAGCGACGUGGACCACCUCGAGGACGGAUACCGAUGGAGGAAGUACGGACAGAAGGCCGUCAAGAACAGCCCCUUCCCCAGGAGCUACUACCGGUGCACCAACAGCAAGUGCACGGUGAAGAAGCGGGUGGAGCGCUCCUCCGACGACCCCUCCGUCGUCAUCACCACCUACGAGGGCCAGCACUGCCACCACACCGUCGCCUUCCCGCGCGCCCACCACCUCCACGUUGCCGCUGCACUCGCCGCCGCCGCCGGCGGCGGCCACCACCACAUGCCAUUCCAAUUCUCUGCCUCCGCUUACCAGCACAACCACCACCACCUCUACGGCGGCACAACCACCAGCAGCGACGCCGACCACGGCCACCUGCUGCCGCCGCUGCUCCUCCCGACGACACCCGCGCCGCCUCAGCAGAACGCUCUCAACGACAGCGACAGCAACCUGCUAAGGCCGCCGCUGCUGCACUGCAACAACCAGGAGCUUCUGCUAGCGAAGGCGCGCUAUCCCUUGUCGUCGUCCUCGGCUACCAUGUCGUCCAUGCCAGUGGCUUCAGUGUCAACGACGACGACGUUGCCGCCGCCGCCGGUUAGCAGUGCUGCUGCUCCGGCGGCCGUCGACAAGGGGCUUCUUGACGACAUGGUGCCGCCGGCUAUGAGGCAUGGGUAG